This is a messenger RNA of Zingiber officinale, 2867 nucleotides long. RefSeq lists its product as uncharacterized. The transcript has 3 exons. The record is from RefSeq and is a predicted model, not a curated record. The coding region runs from base 228 to 2447 and encodes 739 amino acids. NCBI's taxonomy places the organism in Eukaryota, Viridiplantae, Streptophyta, Magnoliopsida, Zingiberales, Zingiberaceae.
CCUUCACAUUCUUCUUUCAAAUAUUGCUGCGGUACACUUACCUAAUGGUGACCUGACCUCUUUCCCCAAAUCCAACCCCUUUCGUCACACCAGUAUUCUCGUUCCCUUCCAUUACCCUUUUUUGUUUUUCUCGAUCGGCAGCGGCAAGAAUUAAGAUCGAGGAUUUCUAGGGUUUGCUGUUCGAUGAAAAUUUGAGACUUUUCUGCGGUUUUACGUUUCCGGUCCGUAUGGAUUCUGAGACUAAAGCCGGAGAUGGCGUUCUCGACCUCAACUUCGUUGCUGGCGAACAGCCGGAAACCCUAACCGGCGGCCCCGCGGAUUUGGGUUCGGGCGUGCCGGAAAUCGGAGUGAAGGAAGAUGAGGAAGUUGAGGAGGUGAUUGGGGAUCAUGACACAGAAAUUAGCACUUUAGCUGAAGUGGGAAAGGUUGCUGCGGAAGUCGACGAUACGGAAGCAGACCGUGAUGUGGUUGAUGAGAAAUCGAAGGAGACAGUUAUUGACGAAGACGAAAGUGCGAGGGCAAGCGGAUCCAGUGCUAAGCGAAAGAAGGGUAGGCGUCGGAAAUCUGCCGUGGUUCGUGAUGAGUAUGAUUCUCGUUCCCUUGCCUUUCAAGAUGAGAACAAGACUGUGUUUGCAGUUUCUGAUAUAGUAUGGGGUAAGGUGAGGAGCCAUCCCUGGUGGCCGGCCCAAAUAUUCGAUCCUUCUGAUGCGUCCAAGAUGGCAUCGAACAAUCGGAAAAAGGAUCACUAUCUGGUUGCUUACUUCGGAGACAAAACCUUUGCUUGGUGUGAUGAUUCACAAUUGAAGCCUUUUCAGAAACACUUUUUGCAGUUAGAAAACCAAAACAGCAUGGAGGCAUUUGUGACUGCUAAGGAUGAUGCACUCCAGGAGGUGUCGCGGCGUGUUGAUUUGGGAAUGGCAUGCCACUGUUUUAUGGAUAGAAGUUAUGCUAGGCUUAUGAAUUCGAAGUUUGAGAAUGCUGGUGUACGGGAACGAACUCCUAGCUAUCCUGUUAACAAGUCUUGGAUUGCAAACUCCUUUGAUCCUCUUAGGUUAAUUAAUUCUAUCCAAGCAUUCGCACAGUCACCAAAUGAAAGGAUAGACAAAUUGGAACUUGUAAUAUUGAAGUCUCAGUUGAAAGCCUUCUAUCGUUUGAAGGGAUAUUCAGAACUUCCAACAUUCGUUAUUGGUGCAGGACUAGAGGAUAACAUUGAAGUUUCAGUAUCUGUGGAAAAUAAAUCAGGUCAAAAAACUGCUGUUGACCCCUCGAAACCAAUUUUUGCAGAUAAUGCUUCUAGGAAGACCAAGUCAAGAGACAAAGGGAGCUCAGUUGGCAAAGAGAAGCAUGAUUCGACUUCUAAGAGAAAAAUAUCAGGUAAAGUAGUUGGUGGCUCUUCAAGUCCAACUUCUUCAGAUGAUGCUUUUAGGAAGACAAAGUCAAGAGACAAAGGGGGCUCGGUUGGUAAAGAGAAACAGGAUUCGCAAUCCAAGAAGAAAAGAUCAGACAGCAACAUUGCUGAUCGCUCAAAUCUGACUUCUAAAACAAAGUCAAAAGAGAGAGGGAGCUCAGUUGGCAAAGAGAAACAGAUUCCACCAUCGAAGGGGAAAAGAUCAGACAAAGAAUUCCCCCAUCCCUCUUCAGAUGAUGAUUUGAGAAAGACAAAGUCAGUAAGUAGUAGGAGCUCAGUUGGCACAGAGAAACAUGUAGUUGAGCGUGGUAGGAAAAGGAAGAGCGUAUCUAAACUAAUUGAAGAGAGUGAUCAUCAGAGUUCGGAUGACGGUAAAGAUGCAUGUGAGAUGAAUGCUUCACAUUCAUCUCACAGAAAUCAGGAACUUGAAGAUUUUGAUGUUGAUGAUAUAGGGAAGGGAAAGGAGAAAAAACUUGAUGCCUUGGGAGAUUUCGUGACCAAAUCACAGACUUCAAGUUCUAAGCAACAGUCCAAGUUUGGAGAACUCAUGCGCAGAGUGGCAGGGCAGAUGACAGGGUCACCUCCUAUGCUGAAACCUAAUGGUGAAACAAUCCGUAAGAGCUCAUCCAAAGUGACCCGCAGAAAACGCGGUCGCAGUGCUAUCCUUAAACAAAAGAAGACUGUAAUAGAAAUUGAGAGUGACUCAAAUGGCCAUUCCUCAGAUGAGAUGCAUCCUGAGGACACUGCUAUUAGUGAGGAUGAGAAGUUUGCAUCGAGUGGGCAGGACACAGAAGGAGAACCACCACAAAUUAAGAAACAAAAUAAGAAGCAAUCAGCAGGUGAUCCAACAGUUUCACUUCCAUUGGGAAGAAUGCCAGAUACAUAUUCUGAGGGUAAUUCCUUAGAUCCGAGUAACAGGUCUUCAGAGUUUUCACCAAAAAGUUCAUUGCCUGUUGAAGCUGAACCUAACACAAUUGUUUUAGUCCACGAGGAUAACGGAGCUACUUCAGACGAGAUGCAUGUUGAUGCCCAUGGAUGAGGUGAUGGUUAUGCUAUUCUGGGUGACCAUACUUAGCUUUUCUAGAAUUACCUUUUUUCUUGUCGGUCAAUUUUAGUUCUUCGAGCGAGCUGGUACAUCGUUCUUGUCGUGCGAUAUUUAAUUGCUUUCACGUACAAAUACCGUGAUAAUAUAGGCUACUCGAAUCAUUUAAAGUCUGUUGUAGCUGGUAUUAUUAGUAGACUCAGCUCUUGCUGUAGAGAUGGGCACAUUCCGAGCACCCAUGCUGAGAGUAACCAUAUGUUGGUUAACUAUUUGUGAUUCCCAGUCAUUUGUACGAUUUGCACAUGAAGUCGCGACAUUUUAUUUCGUCGGGUAGUCUGUAUCUGUAACCUAUAAUCAGUAAACCAGAUCUAGUCUAGUUAUUCAUCAGUCUAAAAUGGUAAUGACUGCUUAAUCUCA